GCGCACGGUUUCUAUUAAAAUAAAAUUCUCCUUCGGCUAUAUAAAUUGCGCACUCACCUUCUCCUAAAACGACCGCUGCCUCUAUCCUCUCUCCUUCUCUGAGCGCCACCACGUCUUCGGCCGUUCUCUCUGGCAACACAUCUCACUAUUUGCAGUUGGUUUAACUCUCUACACUCUCAACACAAUUAAUGUCGUUUUAUUCACGUGGUCGUGAUUUCUUAUUCUGUCAUUUGUGUGGGACAAAGCUUCAUUAUCCUUCAAUUCAUUAUGCACAAUGCCCCUUGUGCAAAACCAAGAAAGGCUUAGAAGGUAUUAAAGAUAGGGAAAUAAGUUACACAGUUUAUGCUGAGGAAAUUAGAAGAGAACUUGGAAUCAGUCAAAUUGAAGAUAUGGAGAUGAAAGAGUCUACGUGCAACAAGACAUGUGAGAAAUGUGGUUUUGGUGUAGCUUCCUAUUUUACCAAACAGAUGAGAUCCGCGGAUGAAGGGCAAACUACUUACUACAAAUGCAAGCAGUGUGACCAUCAGUUUCAGGAGAAUUAAGUUGGAACUGUAUAUGAACAGAUAGAUUGUCUACACUAUUUACUUUCUUUUUUGUCCUCUUGAGUGAAUUCUGCUGGCUCUUGUUUGCAUAAUGCAGAAACCACCUUUUUCUAUUUUUAUCCCUUCAAUUUUUUAUGGAUAUUCCUACAUUACUAAGGUAUUGUGGUAUGGUGUUUCCUAUAGUGUGCUUAUUUAUCUACAACUUUGUGUGUUGAUGUUAGUACUUAGCUCCUUUUUUUGGUAAACACUGACUACUUGGAUCAGCUAGUGUUUGUAUGAAUUUAUUUUCUUUUCGAUAUCA
Messenger RNA from Trifolium pratense (red clover), 843 nucleotides. RefSeq names its product DNA-directed RNA polymerase I subunit RPA12-like. Bases 189 to 542 code for a protein of 117 amino acids. Gene Ontology annotation, molecular function: zinc ion binding; nucleic acid binding; DNA-directed RNA polymerase activity. The record is from RefSeq and is a predicted model, not a curated record. NCBI's taxonomy places the organism in Eukaryota, Viridiplantae, Streptophyta, Magnoliopsida, Fabales, Fabaceae. Gene Ontology annotation, cellular component: RNA polymerase I complex. Gene Ontology annotation, biological process: DNA-templated transcription; termination of RNA polymerase I transcription. The transcript has 6 exons.